AUGACAUGUAACGAAUCCACCGAGCAAGGUGAAAAUGAUGAACAAGAUCACAAAGAGUAUGAUGAAAGCAUGAUGCCUAAAAAUCUGCCACACGAGAUCGAGCAGGUUGAAAGUCAGAAGAAACCCAAUAUGGAUGAAACAGAGGUUGUCAACUUAGGAGAUGAGGAAAUCGUGAAGGAGACACGAGUCAGCAUACAUUUGGAGGCUGAAAGAAAGCAAGAUUUAAUAGAAUUGCUUAAGCAGUAUGUUGACGUAUUUGCUUGGUCUUAUGAUGACAUGUCAGGAUUAAGCACUGCUAUUGUCUCACACAAAUUAUCGACUGAUCCCACUUGUCUACCUGUUAAGCAAAAGACAAGAAAAUUCAAGCCGGAUUUGAACUUAAGGAUCAAGGAGGAGGUAACUAAGCAAAUUGAGGUGAACAUUGUAAGGGUCACAAAUUACCCCACAUGGUUAGCCAAUAUUGUGCCUGUGCCAAAAAAGGAUGGAAAGAUCAGAAUAUGUGUGGACUAUCGAGAUCUCAACAGGGCCAGUCCUAAGGAUGAUUUCCCUCUUCCAAAUAUUCAUAUACUCAUCGAUAAUUGUGCAAAACAUGAUUUACAAUCAUUUGUCGAUUACUUUGCAGGAUAUCACCAAAUCCUGAUGGAUGAAGAUGAUGUAGAGAAGACAUCGUUUAUCACUCCAUGGGGAGUGUAUUGCUAUAGAGUAAUGUCAUUUGGUCUCAAAAAUGCCGGUGCAACCUACAUGAGGGCUAUGUCUACCCUUUUUCACGAUAUAAUCCACAAGGAAAUUGAAGUGUUGCGUAAGUAUAAUCUGAAGUUGAAUCCAGUAAAAUGUGCAUUUGGAAUACCCGCGGGAAAACUAUUAGGAUUCAUCGUUAGCAAGAAAGGCAUAGAGUUGGAUCCAUCAAAGAUAAAGGCAAUCCAAGAGCUACCUCCACCCAAGACCAGGAAAGACGUGAUGAGUUUCUUGGGAAGAUCGAAUUACAUCAGUCGGUUCAUAGCUCAAUCUACAAUGAUCUGCGAACCCAUAUUAAAGUUGCUGAAGAAGGAUGCAGCCACAAAAUGGACAGAGGAAUGCCAAAGGGCUUUCGAUAGAAUCAAAGAAUACUUGUCCAACCCAACAGUAUUGGUCCCACCAGAGCCUGGAAAGCCUUUGUUAUUGUAUCUAUCUGUCACGGAUAACGCAUUUGGAUGUGUAUUGGGGCAGCAUGAUGAGACAGGUAGAAUCGAGCAAGCCAUUUACUAUCUGACCAAGAAGUUCACACCGUACGAGGCAAGAUACACCCUGUUGGAACGAACAUGUUGCGCUUUGACUUGGAUUGUGCAAAAAUUUAGGCAUUACCUGUCUACAUACACCACGUACUUGAUCUCAAGAAUGGAUCCACUAAAGUACAUCUUUCAGAAGCCCAUGCCUACGGGUAAACUGGCGAAGUGCCAAAUUUUGUUGCGUGAGUUUGAUAUUGUGUAUGUGACACAGAAGGCCAUCAAGGGACAAGCCUUGGCUGAUCACCUCGCAGAAAACCCGGUAGACCAGGAUUACAAGCCGCUUACAACCUAUUUCCCUGAUGAAGAAGUUUUGUUUGUAGGAGAAGAUAUAUCAGAGUCAUAUGAUGGAUGUAGAAUGUUCUUUGAUGAAGCAUCAAACUCUAUUGGAGUUGGAAUAAGAGCAGUCUUAAUUUCAGAAACAGGUCAGUAUUACCCAAUCUCAGCUAAGAUUAGGUUCUAUUGUACCAAUAACAUGGCGGAAUAUGAAGCUUGUAUUCUCGGACUCAGGAUGGCCAUUGACAUGAACAUCAAAAAACUCUUGGUGAUAGAAGAUUCCAAUUUAUUGGUUCACCAGGUACAAGGAGAAUGGACCACUAAGAAUGUCAAGAUCAUGCCUUAUCUGCAUUGCAUUAAAGAGUUGAGUAGGAGAUUCGCAAGGAUUGAGUUCAAGCAUGUCCCUGGAACUCAAAAUGAGUUUGCCGAUGCUUUGGCAACAUUGUCCUCGAUGAUUCAACACCCAGACAAGAAUUACAUCGACCCUAUCGAUAUAGAGAUACAUGAUCAACAUGCAUACUGUUUUCAUGUAGAUGAGGAACUGGAUGGAAAACCCUGGUACUAUGACAUCAUAAGAUUGAUAGAAGCACAAGAAUAUCCUGAAAAUGCCACAAGCAACCAGAAACGGACUUUGAGGAGGAUGACCAAUAAUUUCUUCCUUAACGGAGAAAUCAUGUAUAGGAGAACUUCAGAUUUAGGAUUGUUGAGGUGCGUCGACGCCGCAGAAGCGACAAGGCUUUUGGAAGAAAUACAUGCAGGAACAUGUGGACCUCAUAUGAAUGGGUUCACUUUGGCAAAGAAGUUUCUAAGAGUCGGAUAUUUUUUGAUGACCAUGGAGAGAGAUAGCAUUCGGUAUGUGCAAAAAUGUCAUCAGUGUCAAGUGCAUGGAGAUUUUGUACGGGUUCCACCGAGUGAGCUCAAUGUGAUGGGUUUCCCUUGGCCAUUUGCUGCUUGGGGCAUGGAUGUUAUUGGACCCAUAAAGCCUCCCGCGUCAAAUGGACAUCGUUUCAUUUUGCUGGCUAUCGAUUAUUUCACAAAAUGGGUCGAAGCUUCGACAUACAAGGCAGUGACUAAGAAGGUAGUGACAGACUUUGUUCGCAACAACAUAGUUUGUCGGUUUGGAAUUCCAAAAUCAAUCAUAACAGAUAAUGCAGCCAACCUCAACAACGAUUUUAUGAGGGAAACUUAUGAAAGGUUCAAGAUUGCUCAUCGAAAUUCCACAGUUUACCGGCCACAGAUGAAUGGAGUAGUUGAGGUUGCAAAUAAGAAUAUCCAAAAGAUCCUAAGGAAAAUAGUGGAUAGUCACAAGCAAUGGCACGAAAAGUUACCAUAUGCUUUACUUGGUUAUCGCACCACAAUCAGACCAUCAAUUGGGGCAACUCCUUAUAUGUUGGUUUAUGGUUCAAAAGCAGUAAUACCUGUUGAGGUGGAAAUACCAUCUUUAAGGAUUAUCCAAGAGGUUGGUCUGGACGAUGCAGAAUGGAUACGUAGUAGGCAUGAACAAUUGAUGCUCAUCAAUGAAAAGAGGAUGGAUGCGAUUUGUCAUGGCCAACUCUAUCAAAACAGAAUGACCAAAGCGUUCAACAAGAAAGUCAAACCUCGACGGUUCACACCGGGGAAGUUGGUAUUGAAGAAGAUCUUUCCUCACCAAGAAGAAGCCAAAGGGAAAUUUGCACCAAAUUGGCAAGGACCCUACAUGAUUCAUAGAGUACUCUCAGGAGGAGCGGUAAUUUUAGCAGAAAUGGACGGCAGAGUGAGCACAAAGCCAAUCAAGACGCUAUCAAGAAAUACUACAUCUGAAGACCUCAAGAUUAGCGUUUAUUUUGUGUACUUUUGCAUUUUUCAAUGUAACAGAACUACGUCUAGACCUGACUUCCCACGGUGGGGUACGCUCAAAGAUCCAGAACAAAUGAUGAAGAAAGAGGAUCCUCGUAGAAAAAUAUAA
Messenger RNA from Solanum stenotomum, 3483 nucleotides. RefSeq lists its product as uncharacterized. Bases 1 to 3483 code for a protein of 1160 amino acids. Gene Ontology annotation, biological process: DNA integration. The record is from RefSeq and is a predicted model, not a curated record. Lineage: Eukaryota; Viridiplantae; Streptophyta; Magnoliopsida; Solanales; Solanaceae. The transcript is spliced from 3 exons. Gene Ontology annotation, molecular function: RNA-DNA hybrid ribonuclease activity; nucleic acid binding.